CACGCCUCAUUGUCUAACGCUCAAUCUGAGUGAAGGGGUAUUUUCAGAGAGCAACUAUAGAAUGUGACUUCCUUUUCAACUAACAUACAGGAAUUAUUUUAUAGAACAGCAGCCCUCAUCAAAAGGAAGUCUCUGCUCUUUCUCUACUCUACUAUUCCUUCUCUGUGUGUAUCGGUUAGUCAACUGCUAGCUAGCUACCAGUGACAGUGCUAGAUAAGGACAUACAGCCAGAGGAAACAGUCAAAGCCUUACAGAGAUGUCUGGUGGUCCCUUCUCCUGCUUCUCCAAACAGGGAAUACUACUUCUCCUACUCUCCAACCUCCAAUAUGGUGUAGGUGUUACUCUGAUCAUCAACAAGAGAGUGGGGGACUCCGUGGAGCUGCUGGCAGGCUUAGAGAGGGAACAUUUCAAAUCCUUGGAGUGGAAGUACAUGGGAAAGGAUAUUGCAGAAUUCAACUCAGAAGUUGUAUAUUCACCUGGAUCCCAGUUUGAGGGGAGACUAAAGAUGAACACCAAAAACUUCAGUUUAACAGUCAGAGAACUGACACUGCAAGACUCAGGGGAUUUUAUACUUACAGGAGAAGAGGACAAAGGUCAGAUUGACAGUAAGACCAUCACUCUGAAGGUCCACGAGCCUAUAUCCAAGGUGGCGAUCCAGACAGACAUCAAGCUAUUGGCCAACCACUCCUGUACGGUACGGCUGGUGUGCAACGUGUCCUGCUACUCCAACAUUAUCUACACCUGGGAGAGAGACAAUGAGAUCUACGGGGACGCCCAGCAGAUUCACUUCUCUCUCUCACCAGUAGAGGGAGACAUCAGUGUAAAGUGCAACGCCUCCAACCUAGUCAGUUGGAAAACUGCCUCUACGACAGUAAAGUGUAGUAAUGACACAACCGCCCCAGGACUGGUGUGGUUUACCAUCUACAUCGGAGUAUCAGUGGGAGGAGCUGUGGUGCUGAUCCUCACUGUAGCAGUGGCAGUGUGCUACUGCAGGGGCCGAAGUAACACAGCAGGACUAACUGACAACACAAUAUAUGCUGAUGUUAUGAUCAAAACAAGAAGUAGAGAUACAAGAUCAAACAGUCAUGUAAACCCAAUAUCCAUCUAUGAAACUGUCAAUGAUCUGGUUAUCCCAGGAUUGAACAAGCCGCAGACUCUGUAUGACAAGAUCGCAUUUGGACGCCCAGAAGGCACCCUCAUCUCCCCACCAGAAAGUACUGUGAGCUGAACAGGAUGUGGUCAUAGGCUGGGCCUUCCAUAGAUAUAGAACCCUCUGCAUGCUCUGCAUCUUACACGUGUAUAUUCUGAAGAUAAGCCUAGAUGUAACUGUCUAUUUUCUUUUAUUUCCUUCUCCCCUUGAUGAUUCUCAUAUAUACAGUAUGUCAUAAGGCCUUAUGCCUUUCUUUGAAGGCCUAGUUACAAUUCGGAGAUUCUGAAAUGUGUAAUAGGCAGUAGAAGGAGUGGUGAUAUAGACAAGCUCAUAUGUCGAAUUUCUAUUUUCUAGAUUAAAGAAAAUAUAUGUAGAUAAUAGCAUGACAUUGAUUAGUGAGGUGGAUUUAUGCCUGUGAAUAGAAAGUGUACUCUGUUGCAUCAGGAUUAUGUGCUCGCCAGGCAUUGAUGAGGUUGUAAUCAGAGAGUAUACGACUACAAAGAUGUGGAUUGUAGUUGGUCUUAUUUUUUGUAUUUUUUGUAUUUUUUGUGGUAAUUAUUUAUAUAUUUACUGUUUUAUUCACAUGUUUUCAAGUUCCGGUGAUAAAUCAUGCAUUCCGAUUCUUGCAUAGAUUGUAAUGGGCGCAUAUUAUGUGUGUAAAAUACUUUUUUGAAGGUUGUACUGAAUAUGAUGAGCUAAGCUAAUUCCAGCUAUAUGUGGAGCCAUGUUUGUUGAGGGGUUUGAUGUCAUCGUCUGUUGGACCAACGAUGCAGACCCAGUAGACUGAGGGGUUAUGUUGUUGCUAUGUGACCAGUGACCAUAUUAGUUUCUAUAUUGUGAUCCACAAGAAUAUGGAGUAGUUACAGUCCUGAAGGGAGCGAUAAGAAACCCCAGAUGUUUACCUUAGUGAACAUAAUAAUAUGUUUUUAACUGAUUUCCCCUGUAACCUUUCUCACCCCAUGUUGGUUUCUAAACACAUGUUGUACAUGUGUCCCACACUCUACACUCUACAACAAACCACUUCGAUAUUUUUUUAGGUACAUUUUUGAUAAAAAUGGAUUCAUGAUUUCAACAUGUGUUUGUGUAUGAAGACUAAUUACCUAAUCUAAUAAGCCUUUAAGAGAAAAACGAAUAAGACAUUAAUGGAAUUGAAGACAGUUUCAUGCUUUAGCUUUGUUUUUGGUGUUUUAUCCCUUAUUGAGAAAACAGUGCAAAAGCUUAGUAAAUGGCUCUCAAAGGAAAUUGCAGCAAAUAUGGUGUAGAUAUGAAGUAAGAAAGUGACCACCCUCUGUAAGAACCUGAGCUUGUGCCAUGCAGACCUGGUUAGUGUGGUGGUGUGCAUUUAACCAAGUCAUUACUCAGGAACUAAAGAGUGGUGCUAACUCAUUGGUUGCAAAAUGUGCUCUCAAUGACAAUGAAUAUAAAAUGCAAUAUUUGUUGGAUGUGUUAUAGUAUCAAGUUGUGAUUAUUGUAAAUGGUUGAGGGUUACUUUGCUACAGUUAUAGUAAACUGUGUUAAGAGAUUGUAACGCCCUGGCCAUAGAGAGGGGUUUUUUGUUCUUUAUUUUGGUUAGGCCAGGGUGUUACAUUGGGUGGGCGUUCUAUGUUCCUUUUUCUAUGUUUUUGUAUUUCUUUGUUUUGGGCCGUGUGUGUGUGGCUCCCAAUCAGGCACAGCUGAGGUUCGUUGUUUCUGAUUGGGAGUCACACAUAAGGAGCAUGUUUUUCCUUUGGGUUUUGUGGGUAAUUGUUUCUGUUGAGUGUUUUGCACCUGACAGGACUGUUUGGCUGUCAGUUUUCUUGUUUUGUUUUGUAUAGUGUUCUUUCUGUCAUUAAAAUUCAAAUUGAACACUAACUCCGCUGCACCUUGGUCAACUCUCUCUCCCGACAGCUGUUACAGAGAUUAAUGAGUGGAGUUUUAGUGAUUUUGGUCUCUGUACACUCUCUGUGUACAGAACAUGGGAAGUCAAUGGCCAUUUAAAGCUGCAGUCCGCUAUUCAAACAACCACAAAAAUGACACCCUUCCUCUUGUUGUGGUAUAUACGACUGACGGAUGGAGCUAAGGAAAUUCAUUCAUCUACAUUAUUUACAAUAAUUGUCAUAAAAUAAACCGUAUAUUUU
Molecule: messenger RNA, 3267 nt
Organism: Salmo salar (Atlantic salmon)
Lineage: Eukaryota; Metazoa; Chordata; Actinopteri; Salmoniformes; Salmonidae
Product: SLAM family member 8
Cellular component (GO): membrane
Source: RefSeq, a predicted model, not a curated record